Molecule: messenger RNA, 2260 nt
Organism: Exophiala oligosperma
Lineage: Eukaryota; Fungi; Ascomycota; Eurotiomycetes; Chaetothyriales; Herpotrichiellaceae
Exons: 1
Coding region: 96-1976 (626 amino acids)
Biological process (GO): transmembrane transport; intracellular iron ion homeostasis
Cellular component (GO): endosome; vacuolar membrane
Molecular function (GO): siderophore-iron transmembrane transporter activity
Source: RefSeq, a predicted model, not a curated record
CCCCGGAAACAAAAUCUGCGCCUCCUCGUACCCUGAACAGCUGCUAGGUCUGCACAAGUUUCUGAAGCUGGCUCAGUCACAAAUUGUCCUCCCGAAUGUCUACCUCAACAAAAUAUCAUCAAGCUUCGAGCGCAGCAUUUGAAGUCCAUAGUGGGGACAUGAACGGCCCUCAGUCCCAGUCUGAUCGGCUCGGAGCUCGACCGAUGGCUGAGAAGGGAUCUGCCAACCACUCAUCUCCGACAUCCAAACACGAUGAAUGUGAAGAACCUGACCUAGUAUCCCCAGGGGUUGCUCGCAUGGCGGCGAUUGCAAACGUUCUAACAACCCCCAAACGAGUGUCGCUCUAUCUGAGCUUUUUCAUAGCCGGUUACGCAUUUGGCUUGGAUUAUCUCGUGCGCAACACCUAUUUGGCGUACGCCACGGCUUCCUAUCAACAACACUCUUUGCUGGCUACUGUCAAUGUCAUUCGGGCAGUCGUCGUAGCUGCCCUCCAACCCUCGUUGGCAAAGCUCGCCGACGUCUUUGGCCGACUCGAAGUCUUCAUCUUCGGCGUCGUUGUCUACACAGUGGGCAGCAUCGUGGAGGCCUGUGCCAACAAUGUCGGAAGCUUUGCAGGCGGCGCGAUUCUCUACCAGCUAGGCUACACAACCUCGCUCUUGAUAAUCGAGAUCAUGCUUGCGGACGUCACGGCAGUCAAGAAUCGACUCUUCUUCGCCUUCCUGCCCAACUUCCCUUAUAUGAUCAACUCCUGGGUCAGCGGCAACGUCACCUCGGCAACGCUUUCGAGCACCACUUGGAGAUGGGGCAUCGGGAUGUUCUGCAUCAUCUACCCACUAUGCGUCAUGCCUCUAAUUAUGCUUGUGGUCCUUCUCGGGCUUCAAGCUCGCAAACAAAGCGAUCGAGAGAGACGAUACCCUCCGUUGUUCUCGUCGCUCAGGACGAUCUUCUGGGAGCUUGACAUCCCCGGAGUCUUUUUGAUGACGGCUUCGCUGGCAAUGAUCAUGAUCCCUCUGACCCUGGCGGGCGGAGUUGGCAAAAAAUGGACCCAGGCCGGUAUACUGACUCCCCUGAUCCUCGGAUUCGCGUUGAUGCCCGGUUUUCUGUACUGGGAACGCAAAUCGUCGCACCCCCUGCUGCCGUUCUACCUCUUCAAGGACCGCAUGGUGUGGGCGUGCUUGGUGAUCGGUUGCUUCUGCGUCGCGGCGUACAUGACGCACGCCAGCUACCUGUACACCCUCCUCGUCGUGUCGUACGAUUUCAGCGUCGAAUCCGCCACUCGCAUCGCCUCUGUGUAUUCGUUCUGCGCCGUCCUCUCUGCCGCGCUCCUGGGUCUGGUCGUCAUGAAGGUGCGCCGGUUGAAGGCGUUUGUCCUGGGCGGAGUCGUCCUCUCGUUCAUCGGCGUCGGACUGUUGGUCAAAUACCGAGGCGGUCCUAAUUCCAAGGCCGGCGUCAUCGCCGGCGAAGUCAUUGUCGGGAUCGCGGGGGGCUUCUUCCCGUACCCGAGUCUGGUUCUCAUUCAAACCGUCGCGAAGCACCAGCACGUCGGCAUCCUCAUAGGUCUCAUGUUCACCGUCAACUUUCUGGGGCAAGCCAUCGGAGGCUGUGUGUCGGGCGCCAUCUGGACGCAGACCCUGUACGACCAACUCAGUAAAAACCUGGCGCCGUUCAACAACGCGACGCUGGCCCCCGCCAUCUACGCCGCCCCUUUUUACGUCGUGCCGGAAUACCCGACCGGCACUCCGCAGCGGGACGCCAUCGUCGCCAGCUACAGUCACAUCCAGCGCCUCUUGACGACGACGGCCGUUGGACUCACCGUUCCCGUGCUCAUCGGCGCGCUUUUCUUGCGCGAUCCGAUAUUGGCGGACGGGCAAUCGCAGCUAGAAGCGGAGGAGCGCGAGGAGACGGUCACGCACCACCCAGAAAUGAGGGAUCAACAACACUGGGCGCGCAGGCUGUGGCGGGCUUUCUGGUCUUAGAGAUCCAGCACGGCCUACGUGGCCAGACAUCGAGCUAGCCCAUACAGAGGCUAGAUUGAGUCUAUACGAAAAGGAUCGGAGAUGGACGUCCGAGAGAGGGUCGAGUACAGAGCGGGUUGACAUGUACGUGCCUCGGUGGAAGUUGCCUUCGUUCAUACAUGGGACCGUAUGCCCUGAUAUGGUGUGGACGAUGCUAUACACAAAGUAGUAGGACUGCGACGUAGAAGGAUACACAGCACCAAAUGCUACGUAAUGUAAAUUACAAUCAACGUUGUACAUUGACA